This is a messenger RNA of Chinchilla lanigera (long-tailed chinchilla), 921 nucleotides long. RefSeq names its product olfactory receptor 19-like. NCBI's taxonomy places the organism in Eukaryota, Metazoa, Chordata, Mammalia, Rodentia, Chinchillidae. Gene Ontology annotation, molecular function: G protein-coupled receptor activity; olfactory receptor activity. The transcript has a single exon. Bases 1 to 921 code for a protein of 306 amino acids. The record is from RefSeq and is a predicted model, not a curated record. Gene Ontology annotation, biological process: G protein-coupled receptor signaling pathway. Gene Ontology annotation, cellular component: membrane.
AUGGAACCAGAAAAUAACACACAAAUUUAUAAAAUCUUUCUUCUGGGAAUUUCAGAGGACUCCAAUUUACAACCCUUCAUCUUUGGACUAUUCCUGUUCAUGUACCUGGUCACUGUGCUUGGAAACUUGGUCAUCAUUCUGGUCACAAUCUCAGACACCCAACUUCACACACCCAUGUACUUCUUCCUCUCCAACCUAUCUUUUGCAGACAUUGGCUUCACCUCUACCAGCAUCCCGAAGAUGCUGGUGAAUAUUCAGAUACAAAGCAGGGUCAUCACCUCUGGAGGCUGCAUCACACAGGUAUACUUUUUCACACUCUUUGGAGUUUUGGACAGCUUGGUUUUGACUGUGAUGGCUUAUGACCGCUUUGUGGCCAUCUGUCACCCUCUGCAUUAUAUGGUCAUCAUGAACCUAAGGUUCUGUGGAUUGCUGGUGCUGGGGUCCUGGGUAACAGCUGCCUUAUACUCUUUGUUACAAAGCUUAAUGACAACAAGGCUGUCAUUUUGCACAGACUUGAAAAUCCCACAUUUUUUAUGUGAGUUUAAUCAAUUGAUACUACUUGCAUGUUCUGACACAUUUGCUAAUGCUAUGGUGAUGUAUUUUGCAGCUGUGCUUCUGGGUGCUGGUCCCUUUGUUGGUAUUCUUUACUCAUAUGUGAAAAUAGUUUCCUCCAUUAAUACAAUCUCAUCAGCUCAGGGGAGGUAUAAAGCAUUUUCCACAUGUACAUCUCACCUCUCGGUUGUUUUCUCAUUCUAUCUAACCAUCCUGGGUGUUUACUUUAGUUCUUAUAUUAGCGAAAACUCACAGUCAACUGCAAGAGCCUCAGUGAUGUACAGUGUGGUCACACCCAUGCUGAAUCCAUUUAUCUACAGUCUGAGGAAUAAGGGCAUAAUGGGAGCUCUGAGAAGACUAUUUAGAUAG